AUGCAACAGGUAUGCCACACUUUUGGUAUAACACAGUCGCUGUCACCUGUUUACCACCCUCAGGCGAACCCAGUCGAAAGGAAGAACCGGGAUUUAAAGCCCCAGCUCGCCAUCCUGGUAGGUAAAGACCACACCACCUGGGAUAUCCAUCUACCAACGGUGCGAUUCGCCAUGAAUUCUGCCGUGACCAGCAGCACUGGCCACUCUCCCGCUUUUCUCACGUUCGGCCGAGAGAUACGUGCACCAGCCGACGUGAUCGCAGACAUGCGCACUAUUGUGGAGAGUGAGAAUGUAACUACCUGCCUUACCUCCUACCUUCGACGGAUGUCGACAGUGCUCUUUGAAGCCAGGGAAGUUCAUGAAAAGGUUCAGGCCAACCAGAAACGUUUUGCUGACGAAGGUCGUCGUCCAGCGCCAGAUUAUUCCGCCGGGGACCUUGUUCUUCUGAAGACCCAGGGGAGCAACGAUACGACCCGCGGUCAGACGCCUAAGUUUAUACCGCGACGAGACGGGCCCUAUCGGGUCAAGGAAGCUGCGAGUUCCACUACGUAUAUCCUUGAAAGGCUUAAUAGCAAGGAUGUCUUAGGGAGGUAUCACGUCUCUCAGCUGACCCCAUUCGUAGGUGACAUUCCGCCAGAACCCGUAAAUGAGAAGCGCAAGCGCGGGCGACCCAAGCGCUUUCUCGACUGA
Molecule: messenger RNA, 690 nt
Organism: Ostrinia nubilalis (European corn borer)
Lineage: Eukaryota; Metazoa; Arthropoda; Insecta; Lepidoptera; Crambidae
Exons: 1
Coding region: 1-690 (229 amino acids)
Molecular function (GO): nucleic acid binding
Source: RefSeq, a predicted model, not a curated record